CUGUACCUUGGCGUCGGUGUCGCGCGCGGAUCAUUUUUUUGCUAUUCGUUACUCAGUUUUUGCUGCAAUCGAAAGAAUAAACAAACGAAACUCGUGAAAUAAUCGAAUCCAAUAAGUGUAGUGGAUAGUAAUUAAAAGAGCGCGACAUUACAGUUGUCAUUAUACAGCAAUUAAUUUAAUUAAAAUGUUUCAAUUGGCUAACGAAUUUUGAAGAGCUGGUCGAAGUCCAUAGACAGCCGGAGUUGGCUGCCAUGAUGCGAUACUCGGAAAUCUCACGUGACCUGUCCACGGAUAAUCUGCGCUACUCAGAGUUAAGCAGAAAACCCACAACGGACUAUAAUGGAUAUACGGGUCAGGCCUAUGCCACGACUCAAUUCAAGCAGAGUUCACCGCCGCCUCCUCCGCAGCAGCAGCAACAGCAGCCCACUCGCCUGGCCAAACAACGAAGUCCGAAUACCAAUGGUAAUGCCCAUACCAUGGCAUGUUUGCGCCAAGAGAAGACUCAAAAAGAGCACCAAAUGGAACCGCCCAAUAUGCAACCGCAGGCCAGCAAAACCCUGAAUAUCAAGAGUACGCGGCGCAAGAACUCCAUUGGUUGUUUAAACAGUUUCUCCUCCUCGCCAGAUUCGCCUGGUUGCUACUACACUAUAGCAGCUUCGGCAGCACCGCCGUCCAAGUCGCAAAGUCUACCGGCCCACGCCUCCAUCAAGCAGUUGGAUGCGGUUAUAUUGAGCGCUUUACGUGUACCCGCCGAUGUGUUGGCCAAUCAGAUAACACUACUGGACUUUCCAGUCUUUGCCCAAAUACAGCCGGAUGAGCUGAGCAGCUGUGCCUGGACGAAAAAGGAUAAGCAUGUCAACACUCCGAAUAUUGUGGCAUUUACGAAACGAUUUAACCACACGAGCUUUUGGACAGUGCAGGAGAUACUGAAUGCCGAGCAGCCAAAGCAGAGAGCUGAGAUUAUGACUCACUUUAUAAAGGUGGCGAAAAAACUCCAUGAGCUCAACAAUCUGCACUCGCUGUUUGCCAUCAUUUCGGCCAUGCAAAGCGCCAGCAUUUAUCGGCUGUCAAAGACCUGGGCUUGCCUAUCGAAAAAGGAUCGUCACUCCUUUGAGCGACUCAGCGAUAUAUUCAGCGAUCAGGAUAACUGGGCGAAUCUGCGAUCCUAUCUCGAAAGCCUCCGCCUGCCCUGCAUUCCUUAUUUGGGUCUCUUUCUCACCGAUCUGAUCUACAUCGACUUGGCGCAUCCGCACAAAGGUGGAUUGGAGCCGGAGCAGCGUAGGAACAAAAUGAACAACAUACUCCGUGUUAUUUCAAACUAUCAGCAAUCGGACUAUAAGCAUUUGCAGAAGCAUGAGGCAACACAAAAGUAUCUGACGUCGAUAAGAUACAUAGAGGAGUUGCAGAAUAUUUUUGAGGAGGAUCAAUAUAAGCGCUCUUUAAACCUGGAACCUGCGUCUCCUUCUGGCCCCAGUUCUUCAUCCUGCAGUUCGAAGGAAUCAUUCAAUGUGGAAGCUGUAACUCCGGCCCUGGGUUGCCUGAAUCUUUCGCCCGCCAAAACUAUUGGUUCUAUGCGAAUGGCCAGCGGCACCAAGUUCGUGCCGGGUCAUCGCAAGUGUCGCAGUCUGGGCACCAAAUUUCGCAGCAGCAGCCUGCCGCGAAACUUUGCCCAGAAGUGCCAGUGUUGCAUCGUGAUGAUUGCUCCGGGCAUUGGCACCAUCUCCAACAAGCGUUGCAGAUGCCGUCGCAUUUUUGGCAAGAUUGCGCCGCAUAACCACGGCGAUGGACAUCCUCACCACCUGCACUUGGAACUGGAUCCCAAUCAAGUGCAACCUCGUCAUCAUCUGCUGGACGAUUCGGUUCUGGAGCACAGUGACGCCUUAUCCCAAGCGGAUCUGACAUCCCUUGAGAGUGCCGAUGGAAUUAUGUGUGAUUUCAGCGGAAGCGAUUGCGAUUUGAUGUCUCCAGAGGCAGCUGCCGCCAUGCAGGGAUGUGUCCGGCGAAAAACAGUUCAGAAGGAGGGCAGAAAGCCAGCGGUGGCCUCUUGGCAGCGAUACUGGCUGCAGAUUUGGGCCAACUCGUUGGUUUAUUUCCCACCAAAGUCGUUUAAGGGCAGCGAACGGAAUGACUUCAAAAGGGAACCGUGCAAAGUGUGUCCCUUGGACGGAUGGUAUGCUCAUGUCAGCGAUAAUACCAAGCACAAGAACACCUUUGAGCUGUGCCACCGAACCUUGGGCACUGUCUAUCGCUUCCGGACGGACAGUCCACAGAUGACGCACCUCUGGUCGAAUGCCAUUUGUAAACUGGCUACCAUGCGAGUGCCCAAACCUCUGCCCACCAAUCUGAUGUCCUUCGAAUGAGCUGGGCCCCUCCCUAAGAUACACACACAGGAACUCGAAUAUAUUGUACUCAUCGUAGCCUAGUACACCUUAGUUAGUUUAGCUUUAUCCCAUGGAACGUGCACAGCCAAAAAAAGAAAGAAAGAAAAACACCCACCCACCAAAAAACCCAACUCACUCACUCCCUGAAACGAGGCAACCACAGAACAUUCCCAAUACAACCACAACGAACGAACAAAUUGCAGCCUGCAUCUAGAUGAAUCGAUUUCAAAAUGGUAUUUCAAAAGACUGACACCGAAAAGAGAACACGAAGUUGAAGUAGAGGAGAAGCAGUACCAGGAAAGUAGCCACACACAAUCACAACAACAGAACAGACUAAACCGCGACAACGCAUGGGAAUUAGAAUCCCAAAUAUGUAACGGCCCUGUUCUCAAAGUCCAAUUUGUCUGAAAAGGAAUUGAUCAAAAUGGGAACGUCAUAGAAUAAACAUGUCUUUUAAAUGGGGUUAGGUUAGAAACCUAAAUUCCGAAUUCAGUAAAUUUGGCAACAGGGCUGUCUAAAUGUUAAUGUGCUGUCUUUGCUAUAUGUUUUGUAUAUGUAAAAUGUAAUAUUAAGUAAAUUACUUUGACGUUUACUCAACUUUAUUUUGCGCUAUUUUGUGCCAUAUUAGUUCUAAAUUUGUGUUCACACAACGAUUGUUGGUCAGGGCAAACGAAUUUGAAUUCAAUUUGCUAAAAAAAACUCCUAUAACUUUGUAACAAAGAAUCAAAAAAAAAAAACAAAACAAAAUGAACUUUCUACGCGUAACUAAGGGCUUUAAUACUGUAUCGCUAUCACUACUAUUCAUGAUCAUGAUCAACAUCAGUUAAUCUGUAUAUCUGCCUUAAGUUGAUGCACUUAGAUAUAAAUAUAGAGCUAUAAAAUACAUACGUUAUCCGAUAAAUUGUAUGCGUGAAUUGUAGGAAACGAAAGUAAUGUUAGUGUUUCUGUUUUUUCUUCUUCUGUUGAGACGGCCUCGUGAAUUGUAACUCCUAAGCUUUGUCACACAUACAGAUUAUCAUUUGCAGAGUUUUUACAUUAGUUUAAGUGAAAGAAAGAAAGAAAUGCAACAAAAACAAAAUAAACCACAAAAACGAAAGAAA
Molecule: messenger RNA, 3481 nt
Organism: Drosophila eugracilis
Lineage: Eukaryota; Metazoa; Arthropoda; Insecta; Diptera; Drosophilidae
Gene: RalGPS
Product: ras-specific guanine nucleotide-releasing factor RalGPS1
Exons: 8
Coding region: 252-2360 (702 amino acids)
Biological process (GO): positive regulation of GTPase activity; Ras protein signal transduction
Cellular component (GO): plasma membrane
Molecular function (GO): guanyl-nucleotide exchange factor activity
Source: RefSeq, a predicted model, not a curated record